Suillus discolor is the source of this 1059-nucleotide messenger RNA. RefSeq lists its product as uncharacterized. NCBI's taxonomy places the organism in Eukaryota, Fungi, Basidiomycota, Agaricomycetes, Boletales, Suillaceae. The transcript has 9 exons. Gene Ontology annotation, cellular component: Rvs161p-Rvs167p complex; actin cortical patch; medial cortex. Bases 60 to 854 code for a protein of 264 amino acids. Gene Ontology annotation, molecular function: lipid binding; protein binding. Gene Ontology annotation, biological process: actin filament organization; plasma membrane tubulation; actin cortical patch localization. The record is from RefSeq and is a predicted model, not a curated record.
CCUUGAUCAACACUUGUCAUUUCAACGACAACUUCUUUUGGGUGAUAUCACUAAGUACCAUGAGCUGGACAGGGUUCAAGAAGUCGCUGAAUAGGGCGGGUACCACGGUCUUACAAAAGACCGGACAGAUCGAACGCACGAUAGACCGUGAGUUUGCAGAUGAAGAAUCCAAGUACAGAGCCUUCGAGAAGGAGUGUCAGGCAUUGCAGAAGGAUGCUAAACAAUAUCAGGAUGCCAUGCGCUCGAUGACAACCACACAGGCGCGGUUGGCUGAGACCAUCGAGACCUUCUACGGCGCUGCAGAUCGCUCAUCAGAUGGUGCUAUGGCAAGUCACGCUUUCAAGAGCGCAGUGGAGGAGCUUGAUGGGGGCAUUCAGAGGGAACUUGAAGGUCCCUAUCGUACGACCAUCAUGGAACCCCUCGGGAAGAUGAACGCUUACUUCCCCGUCGUGAAUGAGCAUAUCACCAAACGUAACAAAAAGCUCCUGGACUUCGACGCAGCACGUAGCAAACUACGAAAGGUAAUCGAGAAACCAAGUGAAGACCCUACAAAGCUUCCAAAAGCACAACAAGAACACGACGAUGCGAAAGAGGUUUUCGAGCUUAUGAACGAUCAGCUCAUCUCAGAGCUCCCGCAGCUCUUGGAUCUGCGCAUACCAUAUUUUGAUCCCAGUUUUGAGGCUAUGAUUCGCAUGCAAUGUAAGUUUGCCGAGGAAGGAUAUGAGAAGAUGAGCGCUGUACAGAGGUAUUUUCCUGACAAUGUGCGAGAUGAUUAUGCUGCAGGUCAGCUGGAUGCGCAGGUCGAGGCGGUCUUACAGGAAAUGAGAGAACUAUCUAUCUGCGGGGCGAACUGAUCCCUUCACAUCACUUCAUGUAUACCAUGUACACUACCGACUGUUCAGGUAGAUCUUGCCUUCGGACCAUAUAGUAUUAAUGGGUGUAGAACCCUUGUAAGGCUGCAUAUUCCAUGAUUGCAUCAAAAAAGACUGGUUAAUAACCUCGUCUGCAUUCAAUGUUCGCGUUUGAGUUUAGCACGCAUUUGUGUAUAGAAUCCUUGUG